AUGAAUAUUCAAAGUUCUAACAUAACAUGGGAAUUAGAAGAAACGUCAUCUCGAUUAAAUUUAAAACAACGUUUAAUAACAAUGACAUUAUUAGCCGCAUUUGGAGAAGAUUUUUAUGAUCCAUCAUUUGCACACGAGUUUAUCGAUAUUGUUAUUCAUUAUUUACCAUAUUUUUCAAGUUUUCUAUUUCCACUUGUAGCAUUGAUUGGCUUGCCCGAAAUUCGAGCUGAAUUAAAGAAAAUUAGCAGACAACAAACAAUUGCUUUGAAUACAAUUAAUCCACUUAAUUUGUGA
Molecule: messenger RNA, 294 nt
Organism: Adineta ricciae
Lineage: Eukaryota; Metazoa; Rotifera; Eurotatoria; Adinetida; Adinetidae
Source: the annotation of a GenBank genome assembly